Molecule: messenger RNA, 5054 nt
Organism: Mercenaria mercenaria
Lineage: Eukaryota; Metazoa; Mollusca; Bivalvia; Venerida; Veneridae
Product: mannosyl-oligosaccharide glucosidase-like
Exons: 4
Coding region: 1-2391 (796 amino acids)
Biological process (GO): protein N-linked glycosylation; oligosaccharide metabolic process
Cellular component (GO): endoplasmic reticulum membrane
Molecular function (GO): Glc3Man9GlcNAc2 oligosaccharide glucosidase activity
Source: RefSeq, a predicted model, not a curated record
AUGACAAUGUUGCCAUACGCAACAUGUGAUCAUCUUAGUAAGACUUACAACAUUAUUCCAGUGUCUAAUGUUUUAUUUAGAUAUCGGAUGUAUCAGAAAGAGAAAGUGAAGACACCACUAUACACCCCUACCAUGCUGACAAAGGACAGUUCAUCAGCCAAGCAAGGACCAGCCAGGUUUUGGGGAUCUUACCGGCCACACACAUACUUUGGAAUGAGAACUAGAAGCCCUCGGUCUCCAGUUAUGGGUCUCAUGUGGUUGAAUCAGCUGACAGGACAAAUGCCACCACCAAUCAGGCAUUGGUGUGAUCAGGGUGACAGGUUGCCGAAGUAUGGCUGGUUGAAACAUGAUGGGAUUAACUUUGGAGUACAAGAGAUUCAUGAUACUGACUUCACCAUUACAACAGAGUUUGUGAAGCGACUUGGAGGUGAGCACGGGGGUGACUGGACUGCCAGAAUUACAGCUAAACCAAAUGACAAGUUUCCUGAAAGAAAGAGGCUGGUAUCUCUGAUGUUUUAUACAGCAUUGGAUGGUCAGGGCCAGAUUGAGCCUGUCCUCUCCAAAACUGGCCAAAGACUAAAUGCAAUAACUGGUUACUCAGAAGAACUUGGCUAUUUCAAACUCAAUUUUCCAAAAUCAAAAUCAGACUCAACAUAUCGCCAUAACUAUCUCUUAACAUAUGCACCAGGUCUUGACAAACUGAAAGAAGCCAUUAUGAAUGGUAUUAGAGUUGAGGCAUGGGAUAAAGCUAGAAAAGUUCCAUAUUUUGUCCUCGGAGGUAGACAGGUUCCCCGAGAGGCAGAGGGUGGAGCUAAUUUCCUUGUGUAUCAGGUAACCACAGAAUUACCAUUUGAAAUGGAAGUUGUAUUUGAAUCGGGCAGCUUUGUUGAUAGACCAGACAAACUUUCUGGAAGUUUAUUUGAUGCUACUUUAUCUCAGCAUAUCUCUCAGUUUGAUAAAAGAUUUGAGGAAAUAUUUAGUUUGAAUUCAAAAGGCUUUUCAGAUAAUGAGAUAAAGUUUGCCAAGGCAGCUUUAAGUAAUAUGGUAGGAAGUAUCGGAUACUUUUAUGGAGCAUCUUUGGUACAGUCAUCUUACAAUGAGGAACCAGUCCGCUACUGGAAUACAGCGUUGUACACAGGUGUCCCAUCACGCUCUUUCUUCCCGAGGGGUUUUCUAUGGGAUGAAGGGUUCCAUAAUUUGUUAAUCAGCAAAUGGGAUCCAGAAAUAUCAAAAGACAUCCUAUCUCACUGGUUAGAUUUAAUAAAUUCUGAGGGAUGGAUUCCUCGAGAACAAAUAUUGGGAGUGGAAGCUCGAGCACGAGUUCCAGAUGAAUUUGUCGUCCAGCACAAUGAAAAUGCCAAUCCGCCAACUCUUAUUCUCCCACUUCAGAGACUUAUUAAAGGAAUGUUGAGCAGCGAUAAGGAAAAGGACAAAGUUUUCCUAAUGGCUGUUUUUCCUAGACUGAAAGCAUGGUUCCAGUGGUAUAAUACGACACAAGAUGGUCCCAAACCAUUCACUUACAGAUGGAGGGGCAGAGAUUCCAAAACAAAUAAAGAACUAAACCCUAAAACAUUAACAUCUGGUUUAGAUGACUAUCCCAGGGCGUCACACCCAACUGACAAUGAGUAUCAUGUUGAUCUUAGAUGUUGGAUGGCACUUGCUUCAGGGCUGAUUGCUGAUAUAGCAAGCUCCCUUGGUGAAAAUGGCAAUGAAUAUCUAGCCACACAUAAACUUUUAACAAACAAUGGAAUUCUUGAUCAGUUGCACUGGUCAGAUACAAAGCAACAGUACAGCGAUUAUGGACUGCAUUCAGAUAAAGUGAGACUGGAACGUCCAAAACCUCCGCAAAAUCUUGAACCAGGGCAGAGGCCACCACCAAUGAAUAUGGAUAAAGUACGUGUAGUACUAGCAGAUCCCAAACCUGGCUUUGUAAAUGCUUUUGGAUAUGUGAGUUUGUUUCCAUUCUUGCUUAAAAUAGUAGAACCAAGUUCUCCAAAAUUAAUGAGGACCAUGACUGACUUGCGAAGUGACCGUCUGCUGUGGACGGAUUUUGGAUUACGUUCACUGGGACAAUCAUCCACAAUGUACAACAGAUAUAACAGCGAGCACGACCCACCUUAUUGGAGAGGUGCAAUAUGGAUAAACAUGAAUUAUCUUGCUUUAAGUGCCUUAGAUUUUUAUAGAACAGUUAGCGGUCCUUACCAAAAACAGGCGGCUGAAAUUUACACAGAAUUAAGAAACAAUGUCGUUAAGAAUAUAUACAAACAGUAUGAGCAGACAGGUUACAUUUGGGAGAAUUAUAAUGAUAAAACUGGUGAAGGAAAGGGUUGUCAUCCAUUUACAGGGUGGUCUGCCCUCGUUACCCUUAUAAUGGCAGAAAUUUAUGAAUGAAAACGUUCUGUUAUCUAUGCAGAAUUUUUUUUUCUAGUUUAAGAAAAUGGGAAUCAGUCUUCAUAUCAUAAUGACUAAACAAAGACUCUGUAAUUAUAAGUGCUUGUAAUUGUAAAUGCUUGUCACAUGUUAAUGGUGCAAGUUUUUAUCCCAUUGGCUUGGGGAGUGGAGAUUAUCCAAAGGCUAUUAACUCGCUUUGAACUUUUUUUCAUUUCUUCAGAUAGCAAACUAAUUGUGUUUAAAUGUUUUACAUAAAGAGAUCUCGUAGACAUAGGAGUUGGGAGUUGGUUUGCUUGUGAAUGAAGGAAGAGGUCAGAUAUAGGGAAGAUUAUGCUACUUUUAAAGUUUAUUUUAUCUUUAAUGUCAAAGACUGUUGCAGCUAUCUAACAUUAAGAUGAUCUCAGGAAAAGAGAAUGUGUUGAGUUUGGCAUGAUUGGUAUGUAAUGGUCAGAAUGAAGCUUGAAUCUGGAGUUUGGAAAUAUUGAAGACAUUUAUGCAGUACAAACUUAUAUAAUAAAAGCAGUUUCCUCAUCUAGAAGCUUUUUUAAUGACAGCUUUUCAGUAAUCAGGACAACAGGGCUUCCUUGUACAUAACUUGGUACAGGUCUUGUAUAUUGGAAUUUCAUAUUCAUAUUUGAAAUCAAUGAUCAGUUCUGUAUAUAGCUUUGAUCUUGUUAGAUAUACACUGUGAAGGAUUUUUCUUGACAGAUAUUAACUACUGAACAGUAUUGGCAAGGCUCUUUCAAGAUUUAAAAAAAGAAAUUGCUAUAUAACAAUGCUUGCCCAUGGUCACUAGGGGAUUAGCAAAACACUCAAGUUAACCAAGGUUUUGAAUGAUCCAAACAUAGAAAAUAUAAGGAAGGCAGCAGGGAACCACAUUAAUUGAUCCAAACAUAGAAAAUAUAAGGAAAGUAGCUGAGGAAUCACAUAAAUUGAUCAAAACGUAGAAAUACAAGGGUAACAGCCGGGAACCACAUUAUGUAAUUUAAUUGAUCAAAACAUACAAUAUAUAACAGUAGGGGAAACUUCCUGAUCGGGAAAUUAUUUAUGUGUUUUUCCCUACUUCCCGAACAGGAAACUUGUUACUUAUUAUAGUAACAUGCUUCCCAUUCAGGAAGUAAAACCACUAUAUUUUAUGUAGGUUCAUUAAAAAUGCCCCAUGCAUAAGACUAUACAUGAGAUCUCAAAAUUGAAUAUGCCAUAUUGAAAUUAAAAGACAUAUCUAGAUUUCUACCGUUCAGAAUUUUCUUAAAUGUCUUAGUAUUUUUUUAAUUUCACAUUGAAUCUGCCCUUUUUCUGAAUGAACUGCAAAAAAGCAGAGUUUCCCGAUUUGGAAACCUAACUUCCCAAUCAGGAAAUUCUUCUUAUUUGCGUGGCACAUCUUUUUAUCAUACUAAAUGGAAUAUCAAGCCAGACGAAGUCAUAAGAACCAGAAGAAACAUUUCAAAGGAAAAUCUGAAAAAAACUUGAUAAACUACAUAAAUAUGAAAAUCACAAACUAGUGUCAUAUUGCAAAGGCUGUGUCUCCUACAUUAAAAACUUUAAAACUAUUAUACAGAAUGCAAAGAAAGUAGAUCAAGCAACACAGACCGAUACUAUUAAACAUAUUUGUAUAGGUACAAUUUUUACCUUAAUUGAUGCCAAAUCUUUUUUUCAGUAAUAAAUUCACAGUAUCUAGUUUGAUACAAAGUGAUAUUGAGAAAUACCAAAAGCAGGACAAUUUUUGAUGCUAGAUGUUUUUCAAUGUAAAAUUCUGAUUUUGUUCAUGAGGGAUACAUAAUGCUUUUCCAGAUUGUUUGUAUUCUUCACAUGAAUAUUUUACAAAAAAAAUCAAUUACUAAGAGUAAGAUAAGAUAGUGGAACUAACAACCAACACAGAUUAAAAUUAACAGAUUUAUUAAAAUGACCGACGUUUCGACUCUUCACGAGUCUUCAUCAGGGUGAACAAAUAACAGAAACAAAUCUACUAAGGUACAAAAAUUCGGGAGCAAUUGUCACGUGAUGUAUGUCUAAAAAUAGAAUUGUAAAUAUUGUCCUAGGGAGCAGUUGUUAUUUAGUGUUAGUGAAAAUUGUUAUCGAAAUCGUAGUUGAUAAUUAACAGUUCUUUUCAAAAAUGCCAUAUAUUGAAUAAAUACUUAUUUGAAUGUCUCGUAAUGAAUCAAAAAAAUCAAUUGUCAAGGUGAUACCAAAUGUAUUUUUCAAAUUGAAAAUUUUUGAACAAACUUAAGAAAUUCGAAACAGUAGCUUUAGUAGUAUACUGUCAUAUGCUAGAACCAGAAUUAUUAUUAAUUAAAUUCUGUUCUUUAGGUAACUUAUUAUACAUGAUAAUAUAACAGUAUUACAAAACAUAACGAUAAAAUAUGAAAGGGGUUUACUUAUAAUGACAUAGAGAUUUGGUUUCAGAGUAUAUAUUGUUUUGGAAUACUACUUUAUGCUUUGAUAGGAACAGAGAUAUUUGACUUUUAAAAAACUUACUUUUUUCUUUUAACAAGGCAGUCUGAAAGACAGCUAAAUCCCCCGCCACUGCUAUGGAUAGUGAAAGGGUAAACCUUUGAUUUUAGCCGUGACCUUGACCUUGAACUGACAUGGCUGACUUAUGAAUUCUGCACAACGUCUUGAUGAGGUGAUCAUUUGACCAGUUUCAUGAAAAUCCUUCAAGGGGU